Sinocyclocheilus grahami is the source of this 962-nucleotide messenger RNA. RefSeq names its product UPF0583 protein C15orf59 homolog. Lineage: Eukaryota; Metazoa; Chordata; Actinopteri; Cypriniformes; Cyprinidae. The record is from RefSeq and is a predicted model, not a curated record. Gene Ontology annotation, cellular component: postsynaptic density. Gene Ontology annotation, biological process: inhibitory postsynaptic potential. The coding region runs from base 186 to 917 and encodes 243 amino acids. The transcript has 2 exons.
UACAUAUUCCUGGACUGAUUUAAAAGUUUCCUAACAUCAGCAAAAAACUAUGCUAAGAUGUUUGGACCAGAGAAUGGGCCUUUCAUUCAGAUAGGAUCAAACAAUACUGUGGUGGGCUUCAGACAUGAAGACCAGUGUCCAGUCCCCUCCUGGCUGCCGCUGCUGCUGUCGUCCCUAUGUGAAGGAUGUUUCACGGCACAGUGCUAGGACCAUUUGAACCGAGCCAGAGCCCUGACCGGAGAGCAGAGAUCCGCAGGCACAUUAAGAUGGUCAUGGAACAGCUGGAGGAAGUUCUUGCUGAGCUCAAGGACGUGGCAAAAGAGCUCCGGGAGGUUGUGGCACAAAUUGACAAGUUAACAUCAGAUAUCGACCUCGACUCAGACGAUGACCUGACACUAGUGUGUUGCAGCGAGGACCGUGGUGACCUCUUGCACAAUGAGACAUUAUCUGACAACCACUUACUACACAACCCUCUGCUAGACACGGUCCGCAACCCAAACACAGCCAAGAAACAAGAAUUGGAGCUCUACCGCAGGAGCUGUGGAGACUUGCCUGCCCUCAAUGGACCAUUAAAGGCCUCAAAAAGCCCUAAAGCCUCCUGGCUCUUUGGAUCUGGAGGACAGCUCCAUUACUAUGACAAGACGCUAUAUCACGCGUUGUGCUGUGACGAUGAUGAUUACGACGAAGAUAGAGGUGGUAUGAGAUCAUUAAGGCUGUCGUCCACCGAUUCUGUGUUUUCGUCUUCACCUCCGAGGUUUCUGACGCCCAGAUGUAAUCGUAAGACUUACUCCAGCCCGGACUCGAAGAAAAGAGCUCUCCGUAGCUGCAGUACGCAAACUGUUUCCGAUAAAAGCACACAAACUCACUUCCCAUACAUUCCAGCCAAGCAAAGAGCUUCAAGUGACUACAAGAACUGAAACUUUCUGCAAGCGCCCCUAAAUGAAACAUCUGUCAUUAAUUUU